This is a messenger RNA of Solanum pennellii, 3263 nucleotides long. RefSeq lists its product as uncharacterized. NCBI's taxonomy places the organism in Eukaryota, Viridiplantae, Streptophyta, Magnoliopsida, Solanales, Solanaceae. Gene Ontology annotation, molecular function: nucleic acid binding. The transcript is spliced from 14 exons. The record is from RefSeq and is a predicted model, not a curated record. Bases 119 to 2944 code for a protein of 941 amino acids.
ACUAUCUCAAUUUCAAAUAACUCAAGAGAGGAUAAAUUGGAAUUUUGAGGUGCCCCAUAUAUAAAUUUUUCAAUGCUGUUCAAUAUUAUCUGAUGAAAUUCACUUUGUUUUUUCAAGAAUGAACAACCUUAGCCUUGACAAAACCUCAACACCCAACCCCUUGUUGUCAAUUUCAUCUUUACACCAUUCAAGAAUCUCAAAAUCCCUUUGUUUGCCCAGAAAAGUUCUUGUUUUUGCUGAUAAAAAUGAUAAUUCAGCCUCAAUAACUAGUGGGUUUCUGUCAAAAACUCAUUUUUCCUCCAAAAAAGUUACUGUUUUUGCUGAUAAAGAUGACAAUUCAAGUCCAGUAGCAAGUGGGGUUUUGUCAAGAACACAUUUUUCCUCCAAAAAAGUUGCUGUUUUUGCCUCUAAAGAUGAUAAUUUAAGCUCAAUAACAAGUGGGGUUUUGUCAAGAACUGUUUUUUCCUCCAGAAAGACAAAGAAAUUUGUUGUUUUUGCUUCUAAAGAUGAUAGGAAUAGUAAUAAGCUUGACCAGUGGGACCAAAUGGAACUCAAGUUUGGCAGAUUAAUUGGUGAAGACCCAAAACUUACCUUAGCUAAGAUAAUUAGUAGGAAAACAAACCCGGAGACAUCUUAUCUUGAAAUUGAAGAGUCAUUUGAGCAGAAGAAGGGAAAAACGUCUGGUGAAAUUGUGGAGGUUCCGUUUGAUGCAUCCAAGCAAAAGAAAUCUCUCAAUUCAUCAAAUGGAUUAAAUUUGGUUCGCCCUGUGCCCAAGAAGGGUGUUAAGUUCGAGGUUGAUGAGAAACAGCCAAAGACUGAGGGCUAUAAACAGAGUCAACCAAUUUCAAGACCUGAAGUAAGUAGAAAAAGUAGUGUUCCAAAUGUCAUACUGCGAAAGCCAAGUUUGUAUUCUGAGGAGGAUGAAUCAUCAAAAUUCAAAAUUAAGCCAAACUUGACACUGAAAAUGGGCAGAGAACUGAAACCUGAGAAGUUUAGUGAUGUUACAUUGUUGAAGAAGCCGGAACCAAUGAGGAUCAGCUCCGACGAUAGUGAAAAGAAUGGACAAUCAAGUGAUAAUUCUAGUGAUGCUACAUUGUUGAAGAAGCCGGAACCAAUGAGGAUCAGCUCCGACGAUAGUGAAAAGAAUGGACAAUCAAGUGAUAAGUCUAGUGAUGCUACAUUGUUGAAGAAGCCGGAACCAAUGAGGAUCAGCUCCGACGAUAGUGAAAAGAAUGGACAAUCAAGUGAUAAGUCUAGUGAUGCUACAUUGUUGAAGAAGCCGGAGCCAAUGAGAACCAACUCUGGCAAUAGUGAAAAGAAUGGACAAUCAAGCGAUGUCUUGCCUGUAUCUAGUGAUGACUCCGAAGAUGCUAGUCUUACAGAGGUGUAUGCAUCAAGUAGUGAACCCAAAAACAGCUUGCUUCUAAAUAAGCCAGAGCCUAGUAAUUUAAAUAUAAAGAUAGAUCCAAAUAAAGAAUCUUCCGAGGUUCAGCAUCCGAGUAUUUCGGAUGAAAGUACUUUGAAUGCUGCUAACUCUUCUUCUGAGCUUAUAAGUAUGGCAGAGAAUAAACUACGCCAACCGUUACAAUCUAGCAGAAGCAAUCCUCUUGAGAAGCAAGGCUUUGGUACAGGAUUCCAGCAGAUUGAUACACAGCCUGCUGAGAGAAGUUCUGAUUCCAAUACACCUGCUGAGACUGGACCCAUGGAAUCUUUGGAUGCUGCUCUUCUUGGAAAACCAAAAAGAUUAGACAUACCUAAAAAGGAAGCAUCAAGUGUUAGUCAGGAGGAUAUGCGUCCUGUCAAAUCUGAGGGCUAUGGAAAUGCUUCAGAGAUUGAAAACUUCCUGGCAAAGUCAUCCAUUAAGGAACAUGAAGACAAUGACUGGGUAAGAGCUGAAGAGCUUGUUAAGAGCGGAGGAAGAGAGGACGUGGAACUAGUCAGCUGUAGCACCAGAGGCUUUGUUGUAUCUUUUGGUUCCUUGAUAGGAUUUUUACCAUAUCGCAAUCUUGCAGCCAGGUGGAAAUUCUUAGCUUUUGAAUCUUGGUUGAGGCAAAAAGGUUUGGAUCCAUCCCAAUACAAGCAAGGUCUGGGGAUCAUUGGAGGCUAUGAUGGUUUUGGCAAGGCAGCUUCUCCUGAGGCAGGAGUAGAUCCGCAAAUUGCUAAAAAUGCCGAUGAGGAGAUCUCGCCAGAUAUGAAACUUGAAGAUCUUCUCAGGAUUUAUGACCAAGAGAAACUCAAGUUCUUAUCAUCAUUUGUUGGUCUGAGGAUCAGAGUAAGUGUGGUGUUAGCUGACAGAUAUUCCAGAAGGCUAAUAUUCUCGAUAAAGGCAAAAGAAAAGGAAGAAUUGGUCGAGAAGAAGAAGAGCCUUAUGGCAAAACUUCAGGUUGGGGACGUGGUAAAAUGCUGUAUACAAAAAAUUACCUAUUUCGGUAUAUUUGUCGAGGUUGAAGGAGUACUUGCGCUAAUUCACCAGACAGAAGUCUCAUGGGAUGCCACUUUAGACCCUGCGUCGUAUUUUAAAAUUGGCCAGAUUGUGGAGGCAAAAGUUCACCAGUUAGACUUUUCACUUGAGCGCAUCUUCUUGUCGUUGAAGGAAAUAACGCCAGAUCCCAUGAUGGAGGCCUUAGAGGCUGUAGUUGGUGAUCCUGAUAAUUUGAAUGGAGAACUCCAAGCAUCAGAGCUGGAUACUGAGUGGCCUGACGUGGAAUCUCUUAUCAAAGAAUUAAAGCAGUUUGAGGGUAUCUCCUCUGUAUCAAAAGGGCGGUACUUCUUGAGCCCUGGUUUGGCUCCAACAUUUCAGGUUUAUAUGGCAUCCAUGUUUGAGAAUCAAUACAAGUUACUUGCGCGGUCGGGAAAUAGAGUACAAGAGGUGAUAGUGGAGACAUCAUUGAGUAAAGAGGAAAUGAAAUCUGCAAUUCAAUCUUGUACAAACAAAGUUGAAUAACCAAUCAAAGCGUAAUAAUAAAUAAUACGAAGAGAGUGAUAGAUCUUCCCGUGGAGACAACGAACGGAUGGUAAGGGUCUGAUACCGAAUUAGCAGAGUCGGACGUUAGAACAGCAGAAACGGAGAAAAGAAAUGACCUAAACCGCGUUCUAUUUUGAACGAAAAUGGUAUUAAUUUUAUUGUUUUGCCUUUGAUAUCAAUAAGUUAGGAGCUUAUUUACAGGCUAGUAAGUGUUUUAUGUUUAGGCAUCGAUGUAAUACGCUUAUAAAUCAAUCGAUUACGCUUCAAUAUCAAACAAGUUCGCGGUCGACUAUAUGAA